Molecule: messenger RNA, 15027 nt
Organism: Pogona vitticeps (central bearded dragon)
Lineage: Eukaryota; Metazoa; Chordata; Lepidosauria; Squamata; Agamidae
Source: RefSeq, a predicted model, not a curated record
CAAGUCAAGGCGCACUCUUUGCCUGGACAUGUCUGGACGAACUUGGAUUUUUCCCUCCUUCCUCCGGCAAGUUUGAAAGGAAAGAAAGGAACACCCCGGAUGGGUUCAAAGGGGCCGGCGGCCAUCUGGCGAUGGAGAGAAGCGCUGGCUCGCCCGGGCGCUGGACGACGCGGGGCAAAGUUGGCUUUUGAUGCCGGAUGCCCCUUUUGGGGACUCCGGUCGGCGGGCAUGGAGUGAAAGUGACGGGGAUUGGGUUUCGCCGGGGGGGAGAGCGAGCGAGCCACCUUGCGCCCAGCUGGCCUGGUUGGUUUUUGGAUAUUGCUUCCAUGGAGAGCCAUUUGACCAUGUUGCUGCUGUUCUUGGUGCUGCUUGUGCAGCAUUUUGGAAACUGUGAAGGAGAUCUGAGGCAGGAUCACACCUUACCAAUGCAGUUCACUCAAGCUCAUUACAACGCCACCAUAUAUGAAAACUCAGCAGCUAAGACUUACGUUGGACAUCCAGUCAAAAUGGGCAUUUAUAUCAAAAACUUCCUGUGGGAUAUAAAAUACAAAAUCAUUUCUGGGGACAGUGAGAAUUUGUUCAAAGCUGAAGAGCAUAUUUUGGGAGACUUUUGUUUUUUACGAAUACGGACUAAGGGAGGGAAUACAGCUAUACUUAACCGGGAAGUGAAAGACCAUUAUGUAUUAACUGUUAAAGCAAUAGAGAAGAAUACAAAUGAAGAAGCUCGAACAAGAGUUAGGGUGCAAGUAUUGGAUACAAAUGACUUACGGCCUUUGUUUUCUCCAACAUCUUACAGUGUUUCAUUGCCCGAGAAUACAGCAAUAAGGACCAGUGUUGCACGAGUAAGUGCAACUGAUGCAGAUAUCGGAACCAAUGGGGAGUUUUAUUACAGUUUUAAGGAGAGGACAGAUAUGUUUGCUAUACAUCCGACAAGUGGUGUGGUGGUUUUGACUGGCAGACUGGACUACUCAGAAACUAAAGUUUACGAGAUGGAAAUCCUGGCUGUGGAUCGUGGAAUGAAGUUGUAUGGCAGUAGCGGUAUCAGUAGUAUGGCGAGGUUGACUGUUCACAUAGAGCAGGCUAAUGAACAUGCUCCAGUGAUCACAGCCCUUGCUUUGGCUCCUUCUGAGCUGGAGAAGGAUGCAACCUAUGCAAUCAUAACUGUUGAGGAUAGGGAUCAGGGAUCCAAUGGAGAAGUGGCAUCACUAAGCAUUGUGGCCGGUGAUCCACUGCAGCAAUUCAAAGCUGUGAGGACUUUCCCUGGGGGUAAAGAAUAUAAAAUUAAAGCUGUUGGUAGUAUUGAUUGGGAAGGCCAACCGUUUGGCUAUAAUCUUACUCUGCAAGCUAAAGAUAAAGGAAAUCCUCCAAAGUUUUCUUCUCUCAAGGUAAUUCAUGUAGCAUCUCCCCAAUUCAGGUUUGGACCAGUCCAAUUUGAAAGAGACAUUUAUAAAGCAGAAAUAAGUGAGUUUGCUGUACCAAACACCCCAGUGAUUAUGGUGAAAACUUUGCCUGCCUAUCCCCACUUAAAAUAUGUAUUUAAAAAUGCACCGAGCAAAAUCAGAUUCAACUUGAAUCCUCACACUGGUCUUAUUACUACUCUAGAUCCCAUAAAAGCACAACACGCACCAAAUUUAGAAUUUGAUAUCAUGACAAGUGACGGGAAAGCAUCUACAAAAGUACUCAUCAAAGUCAUAGAUGAGAAUACUCAUUCUCCUGAGUUUACACAGACAUCAUAUCAAGCAUCGUUUGAUGAGAAUGUUCCUAUAGGUACCAGUGUCAUGACAGUGAAUGCAAAAGAUGUAGAUGCAGGAGAAAAUGGCUAUGUAACAUACAGUAUUGCAAACAUAAGCCCUGUUCCUUUUGUGAUAAACCACUUCACUGGUGUUAUCAGUACCUCUGAAAACAUGGAUUAUGAGUUGAUGCCAAGAGUCUAUAAACUAAAAGUUCGAGCUUCUGACUGGGGCACACCAUAUCGCCGAGAAGUUGAAGCCCCUGUUACUAUAGUUUUAAAUAAUUUGAAUGAUAACACCCCACUGUUUGAGAAAAUAAAUUGUGAGGGAACAGUUCCCAGAGAACUUAGUGUCGGAGAACAAAUAACAACUGUGUCUGCUAUUGAUGCCGAUGAGCUCCGGUUGGUGCAAUACCAAGUUGAGUCUGGGAAUGAAUUAGGUUUAUUUCUUUUAAAUCCAAACUCUGGGGUUCUGUCUCUGAAACAGUCAUUAGGAGAUGGCCUAGGUGCAAAGACAUCCUUCCACAGCUUGAAAAUAACUGCUACAGAUGGAGAACAUUUUGCCACACCUUUAUAUAUUAACAUGACUGUAGUUGCCAGCCGCAAGCCAGUAAGCUUGCAUUGUGAAGAGACUGGGGUAGCAAAAAUGCUGGCAGAAAAACUCCUGCAGGCAAACAAGCUGCAUGGACGUAGUGAAACUGAAGAUGCUUUUUUUGACACUCACUCUGUGAAUCUGCAUGCACCUCAUUUUGGAACUAAUCUUCCCAGUAGCAUAGAAAUAAAAGAAAAUCAGCCUGUAGGUUCCGACAUCAUAUUUAUGAAUGCUACUGAUCACGACACCGGCUUCAAUGGAAAGCUGGUGUAUGCUAUCUCUGGAGGCAAUAAUGAUAGCAGUUUCAUGAUUGGUAUGGAAACAGGAAUGCUAAAAAUUUUAUCUCCCCUUGACCGAGAAUUAAAAGAUAAAUAUACAUUGAAUAUCACGGUUUAUGACCUUGGCAUACCGCAGAAGUCUGGCUGGCGCCUUUUAGAUGUCAGAGUUCUAGAUGCCAAUGACAAUUCCCCAGAAUUUUUACAGGAGAGCUAUUUUGUUGAUGUGAAUGAAAACAUAGAUCUGAAUACAGAAAUAAUUCAGAUCGAAGCCAUAGACAGAGAUUUAGGGACUAAUGGGGAAGUGCGGUAUUCAUUUCUUACAGAUACAGAUAAGUUUUCUAUAGACACUGUGACAGGUAUUGUGAAGGUGGUGGGGCCCUUGGAUCGUGAAGAUCGAGCUGUGCAUUUCCUGAGAAUAGAGGCUAGGGACCAGUCUAAAGAAGAACUGCAAUUGUCUUCAACUGUACUGCUGAAGAUAUCUUUAGAAGAUGUCAAUGAUAACCCUCCUAAAUUUUUCCCACCUAACUACCAUGUAAAAAUUCGAGAAGACCUUCCAGAAGGUACAAUUGUGACAUGGCUGGAAGCCUAUGAUCCUGAUUUAGGCCAGUCAAGCCAAGUGCGAUACAGCCUUUUAGAUGGCGGGGAUGGAAGCUUUGAUGUAGAUAAACUUAGUGGUGCAGUCCGCAUUGUACAAGGGCUGGAUUUCGAAAGGAAGCAAGUCUACAAUCUAACAGUACGAGCCAGAGACAAAGGAAAACCAAUUUCAUUGACUUCCACUUGUUACGUUGAGAUUGAAGUGAUCGAUGUAAAUGAGAAUCUUCAUCCUCCACAUUUUCCUAGCUUUGUGGAUAAAGGUUUUGUAAAUGAAGAUGUUCCACUUGGUACUUUAGUGAUGACUGUCUCUGCUUAUGAUGAGGAUGCAGGAAGAGAUGGUGAAAUCAGAUACUCAAUAAGGGAUGGAUCUGGCAUUGGAGUUUUCAAAAUAGAUGAAGAAAAAGGUACAAUAGCAACUGCUGAUUUGCUUGACCGGGAGACUACUUCCCAUUACUGGCUAACCAUUUAUGCAACAGACCAGGGCGUCGUUCCUCUGUCUUCCUUCGUUGAAAUCUACAUAGAAGUUGGUGAUGUUAAUGACAAUGCUCCACAGACUACUCAGCCGGUUUAUUACCCAGAAGUCAUGGAAAAUUCACCCAAGGAUGUGUCAGUCAUUCAGAUUGAAGCCUUCGAUGAAGAUUCAGGCUCUAAUGACAAACUGACCUACAAGAUUACUAGUGGAAACCCACAGGGAUUCUUCUUCAUGAAUCCUAAAACUGGUCUAAUUACAACCACAUCAAGAAAGCUUGAUCGAGAACAGCAGGCGGAACAUAUAUUGGAGGUAACAGUGACAGAUAAUGGCAUGCCACCCAAAUCAACCCUUGCCCGAGUCGUAGUGAAGAUCUUAGAUGAAAAUGAUAAUCGACCUCAGUUCUUGCAAAAGUUCUAUCAGAUUAAAUUGCCAGAACGUGAGAAACCAGAGAGAGAGAGAACUGCUAGAAGAGAUCCAAUCUACCGUGUGGUAGCUGCAGAUAAAGAUGAAGGGCCUAAUGCAGAAAUAUCUUACACCAUUGAGGAUGGCGACGAGCAGGGCAAAUUUUUUAUUGACCCAAUAACCGGCGUGGUCUCUUCCAAGAAAUAUUCUGGAGCUGGAGAAUAUGACAUUCUUACAAUCAAAGCUGUGGAUAACGGUCGCCCACAAAAAUCAGCAACUGCUCGUCUUCAUAUAGAAUGGAUCCCCAAACCCCGUCCAGCCCCAGAACCAAUUGUUUUUGAGGAAUCAUUUUUUUCUUUCACUGUCAUGGAAAGUGAUCCAGUAGCUCACAUGAUUGGUGUAAUAGCUGUUGAGCCUCUUGGUACUCCACUCUGGUUUGAUAUUAUAGGUGGCAACUCCGACAGCCGCUUUGAUGUGGACAAGGGUACCGGAACCAUAGUUGUUGCUAAGCCUCUUGAUGCUGAACAGAAAUCAAAUUACAAUCUGACAGUAGAAGCAACAGAUGGAACUAGAACUAUUGGCACUCAGGUUUAUAUUAAAGUAAUUGAUACAAAUGAUCACAGACCCGAGUUUUCUACAUCUGAAUACCAAGUCAUUAUCCCAGAGGACACAGUGCCAGAGACAGAAAUUCUGCAAGUCAGUGCGUCAGAUAGAGAUGAGAAGAAUAAACUAAUUUAUACUGUGCAAAGUAGCAUGGAUCCCAUCAGUCUUAAGAAGUUUCGCCUGGAUCCUGCAACUGGAUCUCUUUAUACUUCUGAAAAAUUAGAUCAUGAAGUCAUCCAUCAGCAUGUUCUCACAGUGAUGGUGCGGGAUCAAGAUGUUCCUGUCAAGCGGAACUUUGCUCGGAUAAUCAUUAAUGUUAGUGACACAAAUGAUCAUGCACCAUGGUUCACCAGUUCUUCCUACAAAGGUCGAGUAUAUGAAUCGGCAGCUGUUGGAUCCAUGGUUCUGCAAGUCACAGCACUGGAUAAGGAUAAAGGUGAAAAUGCAGAAAUUGUGUACUCCAUAGAAUCAGGAAAUAUUGGAAAUACUUUUAAUAUACAUCCCAUCCUAGGCAGUAUUACUACUGCAAAAGAAUUGGAUCGCAGCAGCCAGGAGGAAUACACCUUGAUGGUGAGGGCAACUGAUAAAGGCAGCCCUGCACUGAGUGAAGUGACAUCUGUGCACAUUUCAGUCACAGUCUCUGAUAACGCAUUGCCAAAAUUCACAAAGAGCGAAUACUCUACAGAAGUCAGUGAAGGCUGCAGCACUGGCAGUUUCAUUGGAAUGGUGGUUGCGCACAGUCAGUCAUCUGUGAUUUAUGAGAUAAAAGAUGGCAAUGUGGGUAAUGCCUUCACUAUCAACCCAAACUCUGGUGUCAUCACCUCUCAGAAGAUUCUUGAUUUUGAAACAUUGCCUUUUUACAGUCUAACUGUUCAGGGAACUAACAUGGCUGGCCAGUCCUCAAACACCACUGUGAUUGUGCAUCUUCAGGAUGAAAAUGAUAACGCACCAACUUUUGUGCAGACAGAAUACACGGGACUCAUAAGUGAAACAGCUUCAGUUAACAGUGUGGUUCUAACGGAUAGAAACGUCCCUUUAGUGAUACAAGCUACAGAUGCUGACAAAGGAUCAAAUGCUUUGCUUAUCUAUCAGAUUGUGGAGCCAUCUGUCCAUAAGUAUUUUGCCAUUGAUUCCAGCACUGGAGCCAUUCGUACAGUAAAUGGCUUGGACUAUGAAGAGAGAAGUACAUUUAGCUUUUCUGUGCAAGUGUCAGACAUGGGGACCCCACGCUUAUUUGCAGAAUAUGCUGCAAACGUUACCAUUUAUGUCAUUGAUAUCAACGAUUGCCCUCCUGUGUUUUCCAAAGAUCUGUACGAAGCGACCAUUCUGGUGCCAGUAUAUAAAGGAGUGAAAAUUGUCAGGGUAAAUGCAACAGAUGCUGAUUCAGAAGCCUUUUCACGACUAAUGUAUUCUAUCACUGAAGGCAACAUUGGAGAAAAAUUUUCAAUCGAUACCAAGACUGGGCAGAUUACUGUACAAAAUACAACGCAGUUAAGAAGCAGAUACGAAUUGACAGUCAGGGCAUCAGAUGGCAAGUUUUCCAGCACCACAUCCAUAAAAAUUAAUGUGAAGGAGAGCAGAACAAGUCAGCUAAAGUUCACCCGCAGUUUCUAUAAUGCUGUGGUCCAAGAGAAUUCCACAGAAGCAAUGACAAUAGCUGUGAUCACUCCCAUUGGAAAUCAAAUAAACGAGCCUUUGUUUUAUCAUAUUCUAAACCCAGACAGCAGAUUUAAAAUUAGCUACACUUCAGGAGUCCUUUCAACCACAGCAAUACCAUUUGAUCGUGAGCAGCAAGAGUCUUUUGACAUUGUGGUAGAAGUCACAGUAGAGCAUAAGCCAUCAAUAAUUGCACACGUUGUGGUAAAGAUCACUGUAGAAGACAUAAAUGAUAAUGCCCCUGUUUUUGUCAAUCUGCCAUAUUAUGCCAGUGUAAAAAUAGAUACUGAAGUGGGCCAACUUAUUCGGCGUGUCACUGCAGUAGAUAAAGAUAUUGGUAGAAACGGACAUGUGCAUUACUACCUCAAAGAAAACUAUGAUCAUUUCCAAAUCGGAAACAAUGGUGAAAUCUCACUCAAGAAACAGUUUGACCCAGACAACCUCAAUAAAGAGUAUAUUCUCAUUGUGGUUGCAGCGGAUGAAGGAGAACCAAGUUUUUCUGCUGAAGUGACAGUUCCAGUCACAGUUGUGAAUAAAGCCAUGCCAGUAUUUGAAAAAUCUUUCUAUAGUGCAGAGAUACCUGAAAAUAUCCAGAUCCAUAGUCCUGUUGUUCAUGUACAAGCCAACAGCCCAGAAGGCCUCAAAGUGUUCUACAGCAUCACAGAUGGUGAUCCUUUCAAUCAAUUUUCCAUCAACUUCAAUACAGGAGUGAUCAAUACUUUUGCCCCUCUAGAUUUUGAGGCCCACCCUGCCUACAAACUGAGUAUACGUGCUACUGAUUCCUUAACUGGGGCUCAUGCUGAUGUCUUUGUUGACAUAAUAGUUGAAGACAUCAAUGAUAAUCCUCCUGUCUUUACAGAGCAAUUUUAUGCUGCUACCCUUUCAGAGGCAUCGAUAAUUGGAACAUCUGUUGUACAUGUCUGCGCUACAGAUGCUGAUUCUGGAACAAACAGAGGGGUUUCUUAUUACUUGGUAGAGAAUGACAGCAAGAGUCAUGAUUACUUCCACAUAGAUAGCAACACCGGACUCAUUCUGACAACAAGGCCUUUGGAUUAUGAACAGUCUUGGCAACACAUAUUAUUAGUAAGAGCUAUUGACAGUGGAAUGCCUUCACUAAGCAGUGACAUUAUUGUAACUGUUGAUGUAACAGAUCUGAAUGAUAACCCACCAGUAUUUGACCAGCUGCUCUAUGAAGCUAGCAUCAGUGAAUUGGCUCCCCGUGGGCACUUUGUAACUCGUGUCAAAGCUUCAGAUGCAGACAGUUCAGACACAAACAAGCUUGAGUAUUCCAUAUUAACAGGCAACGACAACAUGAAUUUUGUCAUCAGCAGCAAAACUGGAGUCAUCACCCUUUCAAACCUACAUAAGCAGACUCUGAAGCCUCUUUAUCAUCUCAAUAUCAGUGUUUCUGAUGGGGUCUUCAGAAGUUCAGCUGAGGUUCUCAUAACUGUAAUCGGAGCCAAUCUGCAUAGCCCCAUUUUUGGUCAGAAUGAAUAUGAGGUAGAACUGUCAGAAAAUGCUCCAUUGAACACCCUGGUGACAGAGGUGAAAGCAGCUGACAAAGAUACUGGUAGCUACGGAUCUAUCACGUACCAUAUUGUGAACGAUUUUGCAAAAGAUAGAUUUUAUAUUAAUGAGAGAGGGCAGAUAUUUACUUCAGAAAUCCUGGAUCGUGAAACUCCAGCAGAAAAAGUAAUCUUCAUUAGAUUAAUGGCCAAAGAUUUUGGAGGGAAAGUAGCUUUCUGCAGUGUCAAUGUCAUACUUACUGAUGUUAAUGAUAAUGCUCCUUUGUUCCGAGCAACCGAGUAUGAAGUAAAUAUUGGAUCAGAUGUUCCAAGAGGUACAUCUGUUGUCAAGGUUUUAGCUUCUGAUGCUGAUGAAGGCACAAAUGCAGACAUCACUUACACAAUUGAAGUAGAUUCUGAAAAUGUUCAGGAGAAUUUAGAAAUUGAUUUUUUGACUGGGGUAAUAACCACAAAAGAAAGUUUAAUUGGUUUAGAAAAUGAGUUUCUUGCUUUCUUUGUUAGAGCACAGGAUGGUGGAGCCCCACAGAAAGAAUCUCGUGUUCCUGUCUAUAUAAGAAUUCUCUCUCCUGAGGUACUUCUUCCAAAAUUUUCAGAACCAUUUUAUUCCUAUACUCUUUCAGAAGAUAUUCCCAUUGGAACCGUGAUUGAUACUAUACAAGCAGAGCAUGCUCAGGCUUUGUUAUAUACUCUUGUUAAAGGAAAUACCCCUGAAAGUAACAGAGAUGAGUACUUUGUGAUAGACAAGCAAAAUGGAAGGCUAAAAGUUGAGAAGAACCUAGAUCAUGAGACAACUAAGUGGUACCAGUUUUCAAUCCUAGCACAUUACGUGAAUGAAGGUUACAGAGUUGUGUCUUCAGUGGAUGUGAGCAUUCAGAUAAAAGAUGCAAAUGACAAUAAACCAAUCAUAGAAUCCAAUCCAUAUGAAGCAUACAUUGUGGAAAACAUGCCAGCUGGAACAAAAGUCAUCCAAGUAAAAGCAUUUGACCAAGAUUCUGGAAGAAAUGGACAGGUUACUUACAGGUUAGACCCAACACAAGACAUUGCUGUCACAGAGUCCUUUGCCAUAAGCAUGGAAACAGGCUGGAUUACAACUCUGAAAGAGCUUGAUCAUGAGAAGCAGCAGAAAUACAGAAUUACUGUGGUGGCAUCUGACAGGGCUGAAAAAAUGCAGUUAUCUUAUACUGCCAUUGUAGAAGUUUCUGUAACUGAUGUCAAUGACAAUCCUCCACGCUUUACUGCAGAGAUUUAUAAAGGGACAGUCAGUGAAGAUGAUCCAACUGGAGGAGUAGUUGCUAUAUUAAGCACCACUGAUGCUGAUUCAGAAGAGAAUAACAGACAAGUCAGCUAUUUCAUUACAGGAGGUGAUCCAUUGGGACAAUUUGCUGUAGAAAAUCUACAGAAUGAAUGGAAAGUGUAUGUUCGAAAGCCUCUGGACAGAGAAGUCAAGGAUAGUUAUCUUCUAAAUAUUACAGCGACUGAUGGGAUGUUUGCAGCAAAAGCUAUGGUGGAGGUUAAAGUCCUUGAUUCAAAUGAUAAUAGCCCUGUUUGUGAAAAGGCAUUAUACACAGAGACUGUUCCUGAGGAUUCUCCGCCUGGUAAACUCAUCAUGCAGAUCUUGGCCACGGAUGCAGAUAUUCGUUCCAAUGCAGAAAUAGCUUACACUCUGCAUGGUGCUGGCGCAGAAGACUUCAGACUCAGCUCAGACACUGGUGAACUGAAAACAUUAGCAACACUUGACCACGAGCAGAAGUCAGUCUACAUGCUUGCAGUCAAGGCUACAGAUGGAGGAGGAAGAUUUUGCCAGGCUAAUAUUAUUCUGAAUAUAGAAGAUGUGAAUGAUAACACCCCAGAGUUUACAGCCGAUCCAUACUCUAUCACUGUCUUUGAAAACACAGAGCCAAAAACUCUGCUGACAAGAGUGCAAGCUACCGAUGCAGAUGCUGGAUUAAAUCGGAAAAUUCACUACUCACUAAUAAACUCUGCAGAGGGGCAGUUCUCUAUUGAUGAAUUCUCUGGGAUUGUUCGAUUGGAAAAACCUUUAGAUCGGGAGUUACAGGCUGUGUUUUCUCUGACUUUGAAAGCCGAAGAUGAAGGCUCCCCAAGAAGACUGUCUUCUACUGGUACUCUUGUGGUUUCUGUCUUGGAUAUAAAUGACAAUCCACCUGUCUUUGAGUACAGAGAAUACAGUGCAACUGUAUCAGAAGCUGCAAUGACUGGGAUGGAGAUUCUUCAGGUUUAUGCUGCUAGCCGCGAUAUUGAAGCCAAUGCCGAAAUCACCUAUUCUAUAGUUAGUGGAAAUGAACAUGGAAAAUUCAGUAUUGAUUCAAAAACAGGUGCUCUUUUUAUUAUUGGAAGCCUUGAUUAUGAGAGCUUCCCUGAAUAUUAUCUGACCGUGGAAGCCACAGAUGGAGGAACUCCCUCACUAAGUGAUGUUGUAACAGUCAAUAUAAAUGUAACAGACAUCAACGACAACAGUCCAGUAUUCAGUCAGGAUACUUAUACAGCAGUAAUCAGUGAAGAUGCUGAGGUUGAACAGUCAGUUAUCACAGUUAUAGCUGCCGAUGCUGAUGGGCCUUCAAAUAACCACAUUCGCUACACUAUUAUUGAUGGCAACCAAGGGAACCCGUUCACAAUUGACCCAACCUUGGGUGAGGUUAAAGUGGCUAGACCUCUUGACCGAGAGAAGAUCUCAGGUUACACUCUGACAGUUCAGGCCUCAGACAAUGGAAGUCCACCUAGAAUCAACACCACUACAGUCAAUAUUGAUGUGUCUGAUGUAAAUGACAAUGCACCAGCCUUUUCAAAAGGGAACUAUAGUAUUAUCAUCCAGGAAAACAAGCCUAUUGGGUUUACUGUCCAGCAGCUAGUAGUUACUGACAAGGAUUCCUCCCACAAUGGACCGCCUUUCCUUUUCACUAUUGUGAGUGGAAAUGAAGACAAUGCUUUUGAGAUAAACCAGCAAGGAGUACUUACCACUGCUAUUCAACUAAAACGCAAAAUGAAAGAUCAUUAUCUUCUUCAUGUUAAGGUGGCUGAUAAUGGAAGACCACAGUUAUCAUCUUUGACUUACAUUGACAUUAGAGUUAUUGAAGAAAGCAUCCAUCCUCCAGCAAUUCUGCCAUUAGAAAUCUUCAUCACAGUCUUUGGAGAAGAAUAUUCUGGUGGUGUCAUUGGGAAAGUACAUGCAACGGACCAAGAUGUUUAUGACACUUUGACAUACAGCAUGGAUGCUGAGAUGAAAUCCCUGUUCUCUGUCUCUAGCACAGGUGGCAAGCUGAUUGCCCACAAGAAGCUAGACGUAGGGCAGUAUCUCUUGAAUGUGACAGUUACAGAUGGAAAAUUUGCUACUUCAGCUGUUAUUACAGUACAUAUCAAACAAAUCACACAGGAAGUCCUAAACCACAGCAUAGCAGUCCGUUUUGCCAACUUGGCUCCAGAGGAAUUCAUUGGUGAUUAUUGGCGUAAUUUUCAAAGAGCUUUAAGGACUUUCUUGGGAGUCAGAAGAAAUGAUAUACAGAUUAUAAGCUUGCAACCAUCUGACCCUCCAUCCAACCUUGAUGUCCUACUGUUUGUUGAAAAGUCUAGCAGCUCUCAACAUCCAGUCCGAGCCCUGCUCCACAAGAUAAACUCCUCUGUGGCGGACCUUGAAGAGAUCUCCGGUGUGCGGAUAUUGAAUGUUUACCACAAGCUCUGUUUGGGCCUGGAUUGCCCUUGGAAGUUUUGUGAAGAAAAAGUGACCAUGGAUGAGAACGUCAUGUCCACCCACAGUACUGCCAGGCUGAGUUUUGUUACACCCCAUCAUCAGAGAAAUGCAGUUUGCCUUUGUCAAGAAGGAAGUUGCCCCCUUGUGAACAGUGCCUGUGAGGGAAAUCCGUGCCCUGAAGGUACUGACUGUGUAGGAGAUCCUAGAGAAGGAAAAUACACUUGUGUUUGUCAUGGAAAUACUGCUCAGUGUGCUGCGGGACCAGCCAUGACUUUUACUGGAAACAGCUACAUAAAAUAUCGCCUCAUGGAAAAUGAAAACAAGGAAGAAAUGAAACUCACAAUGAGGCUCAGAACAUACUCGGCUCAUGCAGUUGUCAUGUAUGCCCGAGGAACAGAUUAUAGCAUUUUAGAGAUCCACCAUGGGAAGCUGCAGUAUAAAUUCGACUGUGGAAGCGGCCCAGGAAUUGUGUCAGUGCAGAGCAUCCAGAUCAAUGAUGGCCAGUGGCAUUCUGUGUCCCUUGAAGUCAAUGGAAAUUACGCCAAGCUAAUUCUGGACAGGGUGCACACUGCAUCUGGUAUUGCUCCUGGCACUCUGAGGACGUUGAACCUGGACAACCAUGUCUUUUUUGGUGGUCACAUUCGGCAACAAAGUGUGAGACAUGGAAGGAGCCCACAAGUUAGCAAUGGCUUCAGAGGCUGCAUAGAUUCCAUUGUACUUAAUGGUCAGGAGCUGCCACUGAACAGCAAACCCCGGAGUUAUGCACACAUGGAAGAAUCGGUGGAUGUAUCUCCCGGAUGUUUACUGAGUCCUGCAGAAGAUUGUUCAAGUAGUCCAUGUCAGAAUGGGGGCAUUUGUAAUCCACUGCCCAGUGGAGGUUAUUAUUGUAAGUGUGCAGCUCUGUUUAUGGGAACGCAUUGUGAUCUAAGUGUCAACCCAUGUGCUUCCAAUCCUUGCCUUUAUGGUGGCACCUGUAUUCCAGUAAAUGAUGAUUUCAUCUGCCAGUGCAGAGGCCUGUAUACGGGUCAGAGGUGUCAGAUUGGUCCAUAUUGCAAAGACAACCCAUGCAAAAAUAGUGGAAAAUGUAUUGAUAGCUUAGAUGGACCUGUUUGUGAAUGUGAGGCAGGUUUUCAUGGUGAGAGGUGCUUGACCGACGUGGAUGAAUGCGUAGAAAACCCAUGUCUGAAUGGUGCUGUCUGUGAGAACACCUAUGGCGCUUAUCACUGUAACUGCAGCCAUGGUUUUGGAGGAAAACAUUGUGCCGAGGUUCUUAAUAAAUACAUUUCGACUUCUUGGAAUAUUAGCUUAGCAGAAGUCAUUGGCAUCAUCAUCUUUAUAUUGGGAGUCUCCAUACUGGUUGGGAUCUUUGUUUUCUCUCGCCAAGUAAUCAGGAGGAGGAAGAAGAAAAACCAGCCAGAACCUGAAGACAAACAUAUGGGAACAACAACGCCCUUCUUGCAAAGACCCUACUUUGAUUCAAAACUGAAUAAGAAUAUUUAUUCUGACAUUCCACCCCAGGUGCCUGUUCGUCCCAUCUCAUAUACUCCGAGCAUUCCAAGUGACUCCAGGAACAAUCUGGACAGGAAUUCCUUUGAGGGUUCCACCAUUCCCGAACAUCCAGAGUUUAGCACCUUCAAUCCAGACUCUGUCCAUGGCCAUAGGAAAGCUGUGGCUGUCUGCAGUGUAGCCCCUAAUCUGCCUCCCCCUCCUCCCUCCAACUCGCCAUCUGACAGUGACUCAAUACAGAAGCCUAGCUGGGAUUUCGAUUAUGACACUAAAGUUGUAGACCUUGAUUCCUGUCUAUCAAAGAAGCCUCUGGAAGAAAAGGUUUCUCAGCCUUACAGUGCUAGAGAGAGCAUGUCUGAAGUCCAGUCCCUUAGCUCAUUCCAGUCAGAAUCAUGUGAUGAUAAUGAGUCUUUUGCUGUUCCUGACCUGAGCAAUUCAAGAGGCUAUCACUGGGAUACCUCUGACUGGAUGCCCAAUGUCCAACUGCCUGGCAUACAGGAAUAUCCAACCUAUGAGGUGGUUGAGGAGCCGGCACCCUUGUACACGGAUCCAAAUUCUAUCGAUGCAGACUACUACCCAGGAGGUUAUGACAUCGAGAGUGACUUCCCACCUCCCCCGGAUGACUUCCCAGUGCCUGAUGAUCUGCCACCAUUGCCACCAGAGUACAGUGAUCAGUUUGACUCAGUACAGCCAUCCAGGAACAUGUCUGGUGUUGGUAGUUUGGAGUCUUCAGCGAGGAGCAGGCAAAGAUUCAACCUCAACCAGUACCUUCCCCAUCACUAUCCUUCAGACAUGUCUGAACCUCAAAACACAACCAAUGGAGUCUCCAGUAAUUACCGAGAACCUUGUGCUCCCUACACUGUAGGGUACGCUACUCGAGACUUUGAAGCACCCCCCGUAGACAACAUGUCCAUGUCUGUGUACGCUUCCACGGCUUCAUGCUCCGAUGUGUCAGCAUGCUGCGAAAUGGAGUCUGAAGUCAUGAUGAGUGACUAUGAGAGUGGAGACGACGGACAUUUUGAAGAGGUGGUCAUUCCUCCACUUGAUCCUCAGCAGCACACAGAAGUCUGACACUCUUCCUCAAUAAAAGUGCCUGGAUGUUAAUGUACUUUAAAAAAAAAAAAAAGAUUCUAGCGAAAUCUUGGAGAGCCCCUCCUCCUCCCUUAGCAGUGCUUGAGUGCUUUUGUUUCAGUGAGCUAAAACUGGCAUGGCUGCACUGGACCACAUAGCUCAUCUCAACAUAUUAACUGAUUUUUCCAUUGCCUGACCCUCCUACAGAUGGACUGAUCACAGGUCCCCCAUUGGCUGUGCCAUUCCCCUCACCCAGUGUUUUUUGUAUCUUCAUUGUCUAUGUUAAAGAAAUAAAGCAAAAACACGUACCAUUUCCUCAUUUUAGCAUGAUAUAUGUAUUUAUAUCUUUCAAGAACAAAUCAUUUUUAUCAUAUCUCUUUUUUUGUAAAUUUUUAUGUACAGUUUUAAUUUCAAUAAUUUUAACUAGAUUUUUGUAGAUAAUUUCCAAAUUUGAGUUCCACUGAUUUAGUGGUGUUUAAUGUGCCGUCUAAACAACUCCCUGCAUCUACUAGGUUUUAUGACCUUCAGGAAUGAAGUAAAAUUUCACUAUUUUUGUUUAUCAUCACGGGUGUUUGACAUUUCAUUUAUACAUUUCAGUGUAUUCAGGCAUUUCCAAGUGUACAUAAUUUCCAGCUGUAAAAGAUGACUGAUAUUUUCCCAGCAGAAAAUGUGGAAAUGGCCUUCAUGGGUUUCUGUACUCUAGAGCAGUAAACAUUUUUUCGUUUCUUGAAAAGUGUUUUGGGGCCCACCACAUACCUGUUUAGAACCAAAACCACACCUUGGCACAGUUUUUAUAGUGUCUGUAUAUUUGUGAUGCAAUGGUCUUGUAAAGGUUUUUACUGAAAUCUACCAUUAGCCAGUCUUUCUUACUGACAAUAAAUUAUUAAUAAAAUAA